UUUUUUUUUGUUAUAUAAAUGCAACGUUACGGCCAAUUUUACUAUUGAACGUGUCUUAAAUUUGUUCAGGAGAAUUGGCAUGGGCGCGUGUCUCGGAGGGAAAAAGAGGAAAGAACAAUCAAGGGUAAAUUCCAACAAGGAGUUUGGCGUAAUUGCGAAAGUAGGUGACCCCCGACAGAAAUUGAAAAUCAAUAAAGUGCAACGGUGUUCGUGAUACACGGGGAACAGUGGUAGCUCUACUCGGCAGUUUUGAGGUUAUGUUGCCCGAGACGGAGAGGCCAGAUCGUCGAACGUUCUAUUUUCGUUUCGGCGAAAAGUGUUUAUUCUUGCCAGUCGUGUAGGCGCGCGUUACACAUUAUAAUGCAUCUGAAUGCGAGAAGAAGUCACGAAAGCGCCGUGAGAUAGUACAAACAUGGGCAGAAGAAAAUCUCACGGAUCGUCUAAAAGUAAACAACACGUUACACACCAAAGGCAAUUAUCAUUAGCGAAAAGAAACGAAAUAAAUGCCUUGUGCGAAAAACUAUUUGUUUUGAGUAUUAAUUCAGCAUACGUGACGCAACUAUGGGACAAUUACGUGGAGAUAUCAACGAUUUUGGAGAAGGUUAAACGGUUGGAGGAAAUGAAGACGGAGUCGCCAAAACGGUCCCAGGGGAUUGGACAAUUCAUAAACUGGCUGAAAGAGAAUGGCGCGAAUUUAGAUGGAGCGAGUGUUGCCGAAUUUCCGGGUUACGACCUAGGCUUGAAAGCGGAACGUAAUUUUCAAGAGAACGAGCUGAUCUUAAGGAUACCGAGAGGACUUAUUUUCAGUACUCAUAACGCGGCUCCGGAGUUGAUCGCUAUUCUAAACGAUCCGUUGAUACAACACAUGCCGCAAGUAGCACUUGCGAUUGCCCUCCUCAUUGAGAGACACAAAGAAAAUUCGAAAUGGAAGCCUUAUUUGGAUAUCCUUCCCACCACCUACACGACUGUGUUAUACAUGACCGCUGCUGAUAUGAUUGAGCUUAAAGGCAGCCCUACGUUAGAGGCCGCUUUGAAACAAUGCCGAAAUAUUGCAAGGCAGUAUUCCUAUUUUAACAAGGUAUUCCAAAACAACAAUAAUGCUGUAUCUACUAUACUCAGGGAUGUUUUUACUUAUGAAAGAUACUGCUGGGCAGUUUCUACAGUAAUGACGAGGCAGAACCUAAUUCCAAGCGAGGAUGGUUCACGCAUGAUCCACGCUUUGAUCCCAAUGUGGGACAUGUGCAAUCACGAGAACGGGAGAAUCACCACUGAUUUCAAUGCAACAUCAAACUACUGUGAAUGUUACGCUUUGAGAGAUUUCAAGAAAGGAGAACAAAUAUUUAUUAGCUAUGGACCCAGAACGAAUUCCGACUUCUUUGUACAUUCAGGAUUCGUUUACAUGGAUAACGAACAAGAUGGUUUUAAAUUGCGGCUUGGAAUUAGCAAGGCUGACUCUCUUCAAAAGGAACGUAUUGAAUUAUUAAAUAAACUAGAUCUGCCCACCGUUGGGGAGUUCCUAUUGAAACCAGGAACAGAACCAAUCUCGGAUUUGUUGUUGGCGUUUCUCAGAGUAUUCAGUAUGCGCAAACCGGAACUGGCACAUUGGAUCCGGUCAGAUCGUGUUAACGAUUUGAAGCACAUGGACUGUGCGCUGGAAACUGUUGUCGAGGAGAACGUCAGAAAAUUUCUGCUCACCAGGUUGCAGCUGUUAAUUGCUAAUUACCCGACGACUCUGAAGGAAGAUCUGCAAUUGCUCGAUACGACGUUGCCGCAAAUCAAAAAGUUGACCAUUCAGUUGAGAGUAACGGAGAAGAAGAUUCUUCAGGGUGCGCUUGAAUACGUGGAACAAUGGAUCAAAGCUUGAGAAUCUGAUCAAAUGUGAAUUUUCGAACCUCUGUCAAGUCAAACGUGUAUUUUUAUUCCUAGAAAAAUGAAUCUCACGAUGGAGUAUAAUUUUUUUAUGGAUCUGCUGGAACUGUGGUUCCGAAAUGAUGAAAGAUUAAACACAUCAUUCGACGAAUGACUGAACGUAUAUAUAAUAUAGAUGUAAAACAAUGUGCAAAACGACAAAGGACAGAGAAAAGGGAGCAAAUGGUGUAAAACAUUCAAGUGUAUAAAACGAUUGAACAGACUAUAUAUAAUAUCUAUGUGUAUUAACAAGUAUACAAUACAAAAUAAUCGCGUUUCACGAUAAAUGUGUCUCUUGUUUUCGAGAGAUGAGAACUUCGUGAGCACAAACCUCUGUUUCUUCGUUUGUGCGUGUGUGUGUGUGUGUAUGUGCGUGCUGAUCGAAUUCCAAUCUCUGAUCAUAAGAACUUACGAAUAUAAUACUUUUAUUUCAGCUUUGAUAAAAAAGAGAAAAAGAGAGAAAAAAAAAUAAUAACAUGUACAAACGAAAUGUUACUAUUCAUGGAUAUUUAUUUUUCAAAGGAGAUAGUUAAGAGAUCUAAUUCUUUAUGUAAGCUAUUGUGCGAUAUUACACAGGCCUACAGAAAUCAGACUUACAAAUGAUUAAUACGCCGUAAGAUUCGUCGAUAAUUGUAUCGAAUUCUAAUAAUACGCAUAAAAGUAAGACAAACAGCGAGUUCCAAAUAAUUUUCAGCCAUUUAAGAAAUUGUAUUGUAUCAUGUUUACCCCAUACCCCUUUGAGAUUUUAUGGGAUUACACUUAAGAAUACGAUAUUGAAGGCAGUACGCUUAUGUGAGUGGUAACUAUAUAUUAACGAAAAGGGAGGAAAAAAUAUAUUGAUGUAUUUAAAUAAAAUAAUAUGUAAACCAGUUCAAUCGCGUAUUACAAAGGAUAACAAUAAGGUAGAAUAAUAAUUUAUUAGAAAUCGUGCUACAGCAGGACUGAUAGCUCUGUGUGUUGCUUCUUUUUUUUCCAAUACAUCGGGGCAGACAUGAUACAGCCAAAUGCGAAAUGCCACGAUAACUUAACUUAACGCAUUUCUCUUCUAAUACAAAAACAUAGAAAAUUUA
Molecule: messenger RNA, 2978 nt
Organism: Frieseomelitta varia
Lineage: Eukaryota; Metazoa; Arthropoda; Insecta; Hymenoptera; Apidae
Gene: Setd3
Product: actin-histidine N-methyltransferase
Exons: 7
Coding region: 413-1864 (483 amino acids)
Biological process (GO): actin modification; peptidyl-lysine monomethylation; peptidyl-lysine dimethylation
Molecular function (GO): transcription coactivator activity; protein binding; histone H3K4 methyltransferase activity
Source: RefSeq, a predicted model, not a curated record